Molecule: messenger RNA, 3491 nt
Organism: Populus trichocarpa (black cottonwood)
Lineage: Eukaryota; Viridiplantae; Streptophyta; Magnoliopsida; Malpighiales; Salicaceae
Product: pentatricopeptide repeat-containing protein At2g41720
Exons: 10
Coding region: 79-2562 (827 amino acids)
Molecular function (GO): protein binding
Source: RefSeq, a predicted model, not a curated record
AACUAAAAUAACUGUAAACCCAUUUUGAAAGGGUUUAUCUAUCCACGGUCCAAAGCUGUUUCUCUAUCUCAACCAGAAAUGGCAACCAUACACCAUCACCACCUCCCGCUCCUCCACAACCCAACACCACCAGCCUUCAAACCCAAAAUACUAUGCAAGAAUUCCAAAAACGACGCAGCAUUCGAGGAGAAAAAGUCUGGGUUCGUGGACUACGACAAGGGCAUACACCAUGUGUCCACUCAAGUGAGUGGAAUCAGGAAAGACCAGAUUCCUCAACGCUAUCGUAUACGAGUCCAAGGAGACAGGUUCCAGAAGGACUGGUCUGUUUCUCAGGUUGUCCAGAAAGUUCUUGAACUCGAUCACAAGUCUGAUGAUGUUGAAGGUCUCUUGAACCGGUGGGUUGGCCGGUUUGCUCGUAAGAAUUUCCCUCUUCUUAUCAAGGAGAUAACGCAGAAGGGUUCAAUUGAACACAGCAUUUUGGUUUUUCGGUGGAUGAAGAAUCAGAGGAACUACUGUGCUCGUACAGAUAUUUAUAAUAUGAUGAUUAGGCUGCAUGCUAGGCAUAAUUGGACUGAUCAAGCUCGUGGGUUGUUUUUCGAGAUGCAAAAAUGGAGGUGCAAACCAGAUGCUGAGACUUGCAAUGCUCUUAUCAAUGCGCAUGGUAGAUCAGGUCAAUGGCGUUGGGCUAUGAAUAUAAUGGAAGACAUGCUGCAGAAAGCUAUUCCUCCCAGUCGGUCGACAUAUAAUAACUUGAUCAAUGCUUGUGGAUCUAGUGGAAACUGGAGAGAAGCUCUGAAGCUCUGUAAGAAAAUGACUGAAAAUGGAGUUGGACCUGAUCUGGUGACUCACAAUAUUAUUUUAUCUGCAUAUAAGACUGGUGCCCAGUAUGCAAAAGCUCUAUCUUAUUUUGAACUAAUGAAAGGUACAAAUAUCCGUCCUGACACAACAACCCUUAACAUCAUUAUAUAUUGCUUAACAAAGCUUGGUCAAUAUGAGAAAGCCAUUGGUAUUUUCAAGUCCAUGAGGGAGAAGAGAGCAGAGUGCCACCCUGACGUUGUAACAUUUACAAGCAUCAUCCACUUAUACUCUGUGAAUGGGCAGAUAGAAAACUGUAGGGCCGUGUUUAGUACCAUGGUUGCAGAAGGUCUCAAGCCUAACAUUGUUUCCUAUAAUACACUCAUGGGAGCAUAUGCUUCUCAUGGGAUGAAUAAAGAGGCAUUAUCAGUUUUCAAUGCAAUUAAAAAUAGUGGACUUCGUCCAGAUGUUGUAUCGUAUACAUCUUUGCUAAACUCUUAUGGAAGAUCACAACAACCUAAAAAGGCAAGAGAAGUAUUUGAGAUGAUGAAGAGAGACAAGUUGAAGCCAAAUAUUGUCAGCUACAAUGCAAUGAUUGAUGCCUAUGGAUCUAAUGGUUUGCUUGCUGAAGCUGUGGAAGUUUUGCGUGAAAUGGAACAAGAUGGAAUCUAUCCAAAUGCUGUCUCAAUAUGCACUCUUUUGGCAGCUUGUGGCCGCUGUUCUAGGAAGGUGAAUAUUGAUGUUGUGCUUCAAGCAGCUGAAAGGCGACACAUUAAAUUGAACACAAUUGCAUAUAAUUCAGCUAUUGGAAGCUAUAUGAAUGUGGGAGAGUUUGAAAAGGCUACUUCUAUGUACAGAUCCAUGAGAAAAAGUAAAGUGAUUCCUGACGCUGUUACUUUCACAGUCUUAAUAAGUGGUUGCUGCAAAAUGACAAAAUAUUGUGAGGCACUUGAGUUUCUUUCUGAAAUGAUGGACUUGAAGAUUCCUAUGACCAAGGAAGCUUACUCUUCUGUGAUCUGUGCCUACAGCAAGCAGGGUAAAAUCACAGAAGCAGAAUCUAUGUUCAACAAGAUGAAGAUGGCUGGCUGUAGUCCUGAUGUUGUUACCUAUACCAUGAUGCUACAUGCUUAUAAUGCAGCAGAACACUGGAAAAAGGCUUGUGCUCUUCUUCAAGAAAUGGAAGAGUAUAAUAUCCAACCAGACACUAUUGCAUGUUCGGCUCUGAUGAGAGCUUUCAAUAAGGGAGGUGAUCCAUCGAAGGUUCUCAUUCUUGCAGAGUUUAUGAGAGAGAAAGAAAUCCCCUUAAGCGAUGCUAUUUUCUUUGAGAUGGUAUCAGCCUGUAGCCUAAAAUUUGGGUGUAGAUUACGAGAUUGGAGAACAACGAUUGAGUUAAUUAAAUUGAUGGAGUCUUCAUUCUCUGUUGUUUCAAUUGGACUUCUGAACCAGCUUCUGCAUCUUCUGGGGAAAAGUGGAAAAAUUGAAUCUAUGAUGAAGUUGUUUUACAAGAUUAUAGGAUCAGGUGCUGAAAUCAACUGCAACACUUACUCGAUCUUGUUGAAGAAUCUUUUGGCUGUUGGAAAUUGGAGGAAAUAUAUUGAGGUAUUGGAAUGGAUGGAGGAAGCCAGAGUUCAGCCUUCAAAUGGAAUGUAUUUUGACAUAAUCUCCUUUGCACAGAAAAGUGGAGCCACUUAUUCUUCUAUCAUACAGGAAAGAGUUGAAUCGUUGAGAAGAAAAUCUGGGAAUGAAGUCUCGACAAGCAAGGUGUGAGAUCCUUCCUACUCUCCGCUGGUUAAAUGGGGGGGGGGGGGGAAUUAACCCAUGCCCUGCAAGAGGAGUUUAUGACAUUUCCAGUAAUAUAUCCAAACUGUGGAAAGAUGAUCAUUUUUCACACGAUGAGGAAUGGAACUUUGGAGUAGGAAAUGUAUAACAAGAAAUUAGUCACUGCAGUUGAUGCUCCUGAUGAAAGUUCAUUGAGCUGGGUAAUGCUAGAGCACUUUCUCAGUAUGUCUAUUGACGCCUGAGAGGUCCUUUGCUUUCAAAAUGUCGUAUUAGAAUGCAGGUUAUGUCUGUGAUCAAGGAUGAUGCCAGAGUGUCAUAUGCAAUUGUAGCAGGGGAUGGAAAUGGCCUAAUGUGAGGAACAAAAGAGAAUGGCAAUACAAAGUCAUUACUAGCGUCAUUGCACCUCUGAGAAUAUGGAGUUCAGUAACAAUGUAAUGUCCAGUCCCAUCAACAUUGAGAAUCUGGUUUACAAAUGCAAUCUAUUAUGUUCUCAAGAACACGAGAGGGUUUCGAUCCGAUUUGGAUUAAACCCGCCACUCAAGAGUAGACAAUCCACCGUGGACAGACUGGUGAUCCGGGCUGCUUUACUGGUUCAACGAUGUCCUGUUUAUGCCGUGAUAGGUCGAAGACUAUGGAUACUUGUUUGCUCAGUGUAGUUUCUAUCUAGUUUCUCUUUGGCGGAAAGACUGAAGCAAAUGCUAGAUAUCAAGUUUAACUACACAACCGACACCAUGGCUGGCAUAUGAUCUAGUUCUGUAAUGCGUUGUGAGGCAGUCGUUGGAUAAUGCAGCUGGUGAAAUAGUCCUGGUCUUUUGUCUAUAAUAUCUGUAGACAUAAAAUUCUGAAAUUGGUGUCUUUGUAAUAAGAAAAGGAAUAUUUUUUUAAUUAAAAAAAUGAGUAUCCCUUGUUCUUUCUUU